Loxodonta africana (African savanna elephant) is the source of this 1988-nucleotide messenger RNA. RefSeq names its product mago homolog, exon junction complex subunit (gene MAGOH). Lineage: Eukaryota; Metazoa; Chordata; Mammalia; Proboscidea; Elephantidae. The transcript has 5 exons. Gene Ontology annotation, biological process: RNA splicing. The coding region runs from base 147 to 587 and encodes 146 amino acids. The record is from RefSeq and is a predicted model, not a curated record. Gene Ontology annotation, cellular component: catalytic step 2 spliceosome; exon-exon junction complex; nucleus.
UGGAUGGCGAAGAAAAAUCUUUCGGAUGCAGGCCACCGUGCUGCCGGACGUCACUUCCGUGCGCCGCACUCGACGUCAGUGUCAGGCGCUUACAGCGGCGGUGCGGCUUAGUAUUAAAGUUUGGCCUCGGUUGGCUUUUGCGAGCUAUGGAAAGUGACUUUUAUCUGCGUUACUACGUGGGUCACAAGGGCAAGUUCGGCCACGAAUUCCUGGAGUUCGAGUUCCGACCCGACGGGAAAUUGAGAUAUGCCAACAACAGCAAUUACAAAAAUGAUGUCAUGAUCAGAAAAGAGGCUUAUGUGCAUAAAAGUGUGAUGGAAGAACUGAAGAGAAUAAUUGAUGACAGUGAAAUUACCAAAGAGGAUGAUGCUUUGUGGCCCCCUCCUGACCGAGUUGGCCGGCAGGAGCUUGAAAUCGUCAUUGGAGAUGAACACAUUUCUUUCACAACCUCAAAAAUAGGUUCCCUCAUUGAUGUUAAUCAGUCCAAGGAUCCAGAAGGCUUACGGGUAUUUUAUUAUCUUGUGCAGGACCUGAAGUGUUUGGUCUUCAGUCUUAUUGGAUUACACUUCAAGAUUAAGCCAAUCUAGAUUGAAUAUUGGUGUGGACCUGAGGGGGUUGGGAGUAGUUGUUUUUAAUUCCCAUUAUCAGGAACUUUUUGUGUAUAUCAGGGCAAUAUUUUUUAUAAACUGUAAAUGAUUGUCUUUAAUAAAUAUGAUAAAACCCAAUUUUUAUUAUUUUAUAAAUACUUGAAUAAGUGUUAUUUGAAGAGCCAUGUGAACUCUUCCUCGGUUACUUUUUAAAACACUAACAGCUCUAGUGGUGCAGUGGUUAAGAGCUUGGCUGCUAACCAAAAGUUCAGCAGUUCAAGUCCACCAGCCACUCCUUGGAAACUCUAUGGAGCAGUUAAACUCUGUCCCUAAAGGGUUGCUAUGAGUUGGAAUCAACUCGAUGGCAAUGGGUAAUGCCCUAAGUAUUACUGCCCCCAAAAUACAUGUAACCAACCGUCUAGAUUACAGGAGAUGAGAAUAGAGAAACAUGUUUUUUAAAAAGCAUGAAAAUGCAAUCAGCAAUAUCUAGAGGAAACUCUAGGACAUAGUUUCUUCAAUAGAUAAACUGCAAGGGAAGCAGAAAUGGAGUGGGAAUCUGUAGAUAAAAAGAUGUUUGGGAAACACAUUAAUCAAGACUAUGUUUAAACCCUAUUUGGAUCAUGUCUUGAAAAGAACUGUAAAAUUGACACCAGUAAGGAAAUGCGAAGACUGGAUAUUUACGUGUGAAGUGCUAUGGUGCUUUAAUCAUCUUUUAGAGGUACAUAUGUAGCUGUUUUAGUACGGAGGGAAAAUGUGGUUUGAUAUAACUAUUAAUAAGAGAAAAUGCCAGUCUCAGUUUUCCAGUAAUCCAUUUUAAAUUCAGAAUACCAACACUCAUUAAGAGCUGAGACUAAGUUGGUACAGAUAAUAUUGGGAAUUGGCUCAGCAGGUAGAUCUGUGUUCUUUUUCCUGAUACACUGCAUGUUUUAGUGAGGCACAUUGCUGGGUGAACAGAUCGUGGGCCUGAAUGGGACUGCUAAGCCUCUUUUGACUGAACGGAGGUGAUUAGUCUAAGUUCACACCUGUCAAAACAGGCCAACUUGGGACAAGGCCCCAGAUGACUCCCUGGACAGUGUUUUUCCACUCCACUGUCUCCUUCAAAGAUUGGGAGGCAAGUGGGUGGUGGAGCUGAGACCUGAGAUCUCCCUCCGGCCGGUGCACCUCCUGCUAUAGGUAAACAAGGUACUUGGGCCAAAGAGGCAAGUUGGUGGUAAAGUAGACAGAAAAACAGGCACUCCGGAUUUUAAAGAAGUAACGAUAAGGGCCUCAAAAAAGCUGUAGGAGUCUAAAAGGGGCUGUUGGCUUGUAACGCGAACACCCACAGCUCCUGUAUACUUUGAAGUGCCCUGAACAAGAAAACAGGUAAAAGAAAAACCAAAAAAAAAAAAAAACCCAGUGCCG